CUAAAGGGUAAAGGUCAUUUAUUAAUAAGGCAACAGACAGUUUCUAACUCGUAGUCUAUAGUUGAACAAAAAUGGACCUACCGAAGGCUAGCCUUAUAGCGCAGGUCCAAGCCCCCAUCCAACAAAUUUUACGCCCUGCGGUAUGGAUACCUGGACUCCGAAAUCUGCACAGUCAUCAGGAAAAAUGGAAAUUUAAAAGUGAUUCUGUUAAAGAUAACUUGGAUGCAAUACUACGUGCAGUGGCUGAUGUUGCUAAAAAAUACAGAAAUAGAUCUUACUGGGAUAUACACACAAAUGAAUUGCAGGUUGCGCGUGGGUUUCUACGAAUCUUUGUGUAUACAAAAGCAGAGUGGCUGGAUAUCAUAGAAAUCAGCUUGCUGGGCAAAACUGCAGAGGUCUGGUCUUUUUCUUCUGGAUUCCUUCCCUUGAUUGUACCCUUUGCAUGUAUUUUAAAUGUGCCCCUGUUCUGGAUCCCAUUUGCAGACAUGGGACUCAACAAGAAGAGGAUUGACCAGAUAGUCGCAGCCAUGGACCUUACAGUCGACAGACACUGAUGGUUUAUGUAUUCUAUUAAUGAUGGAGUUAUUUAAUUUUUUAAAAUGUAUGUUGUUUUUUUUUUAAUUUUAUUUUAACUCAGGAGAUAAUUAUUUAAUGUGAGUUGUGAAGCCUU
Molecule: messenger RNA, 670 nt
Organism: Physella acuta
Lineage: Eukaryota; Metazoa; Mollusca; Gastropoda; Physidae
Source: RefSeq, a predicted model, not a curated record